This is a messenger RNA of Psilocybe cubensis, 558 nucleotides long. RefSeq lists its product as uncharacterized. The record is from RefSeq and is a predicted model, not a curated record. Lineage: Eukaryota; Fungi; Basidiomycota; Agaricomycetes; Agaricales; Agrocybaceae. The transcript is spliced from 3 exons. The coding region runs from base 1 to 558 and encodes 185 amino acids.
AUGAAGUUUUUCAAAACCACAUUGAUUUUCUGGAUCUUUGUGCUGAAUAUCAGGGACUCCAAGUCUUCAAAGUUCAAACCCAAACCGCUGCCAGUCGGUCCAAACGUGGGAUACUUGGGCCAGGUCGCAUGUACACCUAACGGUAAAGUUCAGAACCCCCGCGGCCUGUUUUUCCUAUUAAAGGAGGGCAGCGAUGCCCUUGGAGACAUUGUAGACUGGGAGCCCGUAUUCAUCGAUAUUGAACAAGGCCAAUUCUCAACCUGGCGCGGUGUUCCCGCCGAUCCUGAGCGUUACGUGUGCGGCGGCCAUUUCUUUGUGCUUGGGGUGGACAAGCCUACGGCGGAGCAGACGGCUAGUAUCAGAGCCAUCCGCAAGGACCUCGUUUCGGAACGUCAGCCGCAGCGUCUUGUCUGGGAGAUCCGCCUACCCAAGGCGAAACUGAGCAUUUGGGAUAUGGAAGUUACGGACCACCUCCAUGUCGUACCAUGCGCGUUCAUAUCGACGGUAUCAGAUUCUGUUGAGGAGUUGGAGAUACCUGUGGUCCGCUUUGACGCGUAG